Molecule: messenger RNA, 3053 nt
Organism: Halichondria panicea
Lineage: Eukaryota; Metazoa; Porifera; Demospongiae; Suberitida; Halichondriidae
Product: transcription elongation regulator 1-like
Exons: 16
Coding region: 72-2948 (958 amino acids)
Cellular component (GO): nucleus
Molecular function (GO): transcription coregulator activity; RNA polymerase binding
Source: RefSeq, a predicted model, not a curated record
AACCCAGAUGCAGUGUAAUGUAGGGAAAACCCCUAUCUUGGCAGAUAAACCUGUGAAUAUAAAUCAAGUCAAUGGAUGCUCAGAAUUUUCCUCCUCCAGCGUCUACUAUCUCCCCCAGAGGUCAACCUCUCCUGAGCCGUCCUCCUGAACAACAGUUGAUGUCGUCUUUGCCCCCUGGGGGGCCUCCGUCUAUUUUCCCUCGUCCUCCCCCCCACACAGGUCUGAUCCCCCGUCCUGGAAGCGAUCCCCACCACCCCCCACAAGCAGGUCCUGGUUUUGUCCCCCGACUGCCGCUACUGGAUGGACGACCUCAGCUACCAUUCCCCCCUCCAUUGAGGUCACCCCUCGGCCCACCCCCCCUCGGGUUACGCCCACUAAUGGGCGGCAUGAUAGCACCACCACAACGACCCCCACAACAACCCCCUAAUGACAUGGCGUCCCCUGAGAACCAGAAAGAGGUGUGGUUUGAGCACAAGAUGGGAGAGGGAAAGGUUUACUACUCCAAUCCCAAAAAUAACCAGACCACCUGGGAGCGGCCGCAGGAUGCACAGAUCAUAUCUCCACCUGGUCCAGGUCCAAAUCCAAAUCUUCCUUCACCUGGCGGGUUCCCAUUCCAUCCUCCGCCACAACUUCCCACCCCACCCUCUGGCGGACCAUCCCAAUUAGUGCCCACCAGGGUGUGGUCUGAGUAUCAUACGCCAGAAGGGAAACUGUACUUCUACAACAAGAUCACGAAACAGUCCGUCUGGGAGAGACCCUCUGAUGUUGACCUCAUCUUACCUCUACCACCUGAAUUCAGUGCCACUGGCCCUCCAACUACUGACCAGAGUGCAGGUGGUACCUCUCGAGACAGUGCCCCCCAACAGAGCAGUGAGACAGACCAAGAGGAGGCAGCUGACCAAGGCAUGGACAUGGACGGUGUUGCCGUGACAGAGGGAGAGAGCCAAGAAGAACACCUCCACAGUCCACUGCUGGAGAGGCAGGUUGUAGAAGAAUCUAAUGUCCAACAGAAUAUAGUUUCUAAUUCAAUGCCACUCUUCAACCACCCCCCACCACCAUUCAUGGUCCCACCUAUGAUGAUGAUGAGAGCACCUCCUCCUGGUAUGGAGUUCCAGCCACCUCUUUUCAGACCCCCUGUGCAGAACCCACCUCUUUUAACCAAACCCCCUGGUAUAGACAAACCACAGACAGAAGUGGCUGAAGUGGAACAGAAGGAGGAACCCAAGGGUCCCCGUCCCAAGUCAAAUGUCCCCAUUCCAGGCAGUCCCUGGUCUGUGGUAUGGACAACUGAUGAGCGAUCAUUUUUCUUCAACGUGACAUCACGUACCUCUGUAUGGUCGCUGCCCAAAGACCUGGAGGGGAAUCCCCAUGUUUCUAAGAUAAUGGAUAAUCCACCGUGGGCCAGAAAGCGUGUUGGUGAGGUGAAACCAUCUUCAGAGACUAAGAGACUGCGAUUGGGCUCUCUGCCAGACGACUCUGAGGAAGAGGACAAUGAUGCUUCACCCGCUGCUGUGGCCAAUGAGACGGAGCCAGGUCUUCUGAGUCAUGAGGAGGAACAGAAACAAGCUGUAGCCAAAUCAGGCAAAUCACUCGAAGAGAGACAGAAAGACUUUAAGGAAAUGCUCCUUGAGAGAGAAGUGUCAGCAUUCUCUACUUGGGAGAAAGAAUUACCCAAGUUUGUGUUUGACCCUCGCUACCGCCUGCUGGUUGUCAAAGAGCGCAAGGCUUGUUUCGAAUCUUUCGUCUGCUCCCGAGCGGAAGAGGAAAGAAAAGAGAAGAAGUCGAAACUUAAGGAGAAAAGGGAGCAGUAUAAAGCUCUUCUGGAGGCAGCCAAACUCCACCCAAAGGCUAGCUUCAGUGAGUUUGCAUCGAAGUACAGUAGAGAUGAGAGGUUCAAGUCAAUAGAGAAGAUGAAGGAACGAGAGCAGCUGUUCUCAGAACACCUAUCUGAGCUCAAGAGGCGGAGCAAACAAAAGGAGGGAGGGCAGAAACAGUCAACCAAGCACAAAGCUGAGAAAACAAAGUCUGACUUCCUGGACAUGCUUGGUGAGAGUGAGGCCAUUACUGAGCGCUCCCAAUGGAAGAAGAUCAAGGUACUGUUUGAGAAGGACACUCGUUACAGAGCUGUGGAGAGCUCUGCUCAGAAGGAGGAGUGGUUCAAUGAAUUUGUGGGUGGUCUGUCUAGUCAGAGCAACGUAGAUCAGAAGAGACGAGAGAGGAUGCAGGCCAGUCUGAAGGAACGUGAAAGAGAGGUCCAGAUGAGCCGCUCAGCUCAGGAGAAAGAGUGGGGGCGGGAGAGAGACCAUCUCAGGAAGUCUGAAGCCAUUGAUGAUUACAAGUCCUUUCUUGUGGACAUGGUUCGCAGUGCUAAUGCCACCUGGUACGACACUAAGAGGUUACUUCGCAAUGACAGUCGAUGGAGAAUGUUUGAGACACUGGAUAUUGACGAAAAAGAGGGCCUGUUUCGAGAGCACGUGAGCAACCUCUCAGAGAAAAAGAGGCUUUGGUUUCGAAAACUACUUGAAGAGACGCCACAGAUAUCACUCACAAUGCCAUGGAAGAAGGCACGCAAACUGAUCAAAGAAGACCCACGCUAUAAGGCCUUUGGAGACUCUGACAAUGGCAGAGAGCGUGAAUAUGACAAGUUUCUACGAGACGCCAUGAUAUCUGCCAAGAAUGAUUUCAAAUCAUUACUCAAAGAGCUGAAGCUUAUCAAUUACAAGUCCAAAGAGAUGAUCGACGAAUCAGGCAGACACUACACGGACAUAGUGGAUGUGCUCAAGAAUGACAAACGAUACUUGGUGCUCGAGUGUAUAGCUGAUGAAAGAGAGAAAAUGCUCAAGGAUUACAUUGAUGAUCUCCACAAGAAGGGACCUCCCCCACCUCCCACUGCUACACACCCGUCAGAGAGACUCAGAAAGUCUGCGUUAGGGCCCCUAGUCACAUAACUCUAGCUAUAAUUAUGAGAUCACUGUUCACACUUGUGUAUUUUAUACUGAUUAGUUUUGACAUUGAUAAGCAUGAUAAAGUACCUUUGUUUGUGCGCUAUUGAA